This is a messenger RNA of Colossoma macropomum (tambaqui), 6454 nucleotides long. It is a transcript of the gene nfkb1, whose product is annotated as nuclear factor of kappa light polypeptide gene enhancer in B-cells 1. Gene Ontology annotation, molecular function: RNA polymerase II cis-regulatory region sequence-specific DNA binding; DNA-binding transcription factor activity, RNA polymerase II-specific; protein binding. Lineage: Eukaryota; Metazoa; Chordata; Actinopteri; Characiformes; Serrasalmidae. Gene Ontology annotation, cellular component: cytoplasm. Gene Ontology annotation, biological process: cellular response to stress; regulation of transcription by RNA polymerase II; canonical NF-kappaB signal transduction. The record is from RefSeq and is a predicted model, not a curated record. The transcript is spliced from 24 exons. The coding region runs from base 317 to 3184 and encodes 955 amino acids.
CGUCACAGGGAAUUUCCAGUAAGGAAGUGAACUUUCUAUACAAACACAUCGAUCGGGGCUCCCAGCGGUGAUCGAUAAACCGAUAUCACCUCCGAUCGGACUGAAUUUCAAUCCUAACGCCGCCGGAGCCCAAUCUCGUCUAAUGAGGAGGACGCGUUGAGGUUUGAGCGCUGUCUCCGUAAUCAGCACACGAUCUAAUAGAGGGUCUAUGGCGCCUUCAACUGCUGAAUAAGAAGAUCAUUCUGAACUCUCUCUCGGACUGACAGCACACAUUGAUGUUGAUCCCGUAUAGCGGACAGUUAUCGGUGAAGGAACCAUGACGGAAGAGGAUCCUUAUCUUGCGCAUCAAGAGUUCUUAGACUUUGGGCAACCAUGGAUUCACGCAGUGGACCCACAUUUCCCACCUAUUCCACACACAAACACACCAAGAAUAGAUGGACCUUGUCUCCAAAUUAUAGAACAACCAAAACAGCGAGGCUUCAGGUUUCGUUAUGGCUGUGAAGGCCCUUCCCAUGGUGGACUCCCGGGAGCCUCCAGUGAGAAGAACAGGAAGACGUACCCUCAGGUCAAGAUCUGUAAUUAUCAAGGUCCAGCGCGGGUUGUGGUCCAGCUUGUGACCAACACCAAACAGCCCCAUCUGCACGCGCACAGCCUGGUGGGCAAGCAGUGUGAGAAGGGCGUCUGCAUCGCCGAUCUCCAGCCCAAAGACUCCUGCAUCAGUUUUCCUAACUUGGGUAUCUUGCACGUGACUAAGAAGAAUGUGACUAAGACCCUGGAGGAGAGGAUGAGUGAGGCCUACAGGCAAGGCUAUAAUUACGGAGUAGCCAUUCACCAGGAAAUUGACUCUUUCCAAGGAGAAACACGCAUCCCCAGGGAGCUCUCAGACCAUCACAGGAGUCUGAUCAACAUGGCUGCGAGCCACCAGGCCAAAGACAUGGACCUGAGCGUGGUCAGGCUCAUGUUUACAGCUUUUCUGCCGGAUGGGGAGGGGGGCUUCACCCGGAGGCUGGACCCUGUCAUAUCUGAGCCAAUCUACGACAGCAAGGCCCCAAAUGCCUCGAAUCUGAAGAUUGUGCGGAUGGAUCGAACGGCGGGCUGUGUGACAGGGGGAGAGGAGGUCUACCUGCUGUGUGAUAAAGUCCAGAAAGAUGACAUCCAGGUACGCUUUUAUGAGGAUGAUGAAACGGGCAUCUCCUGGGAGGCGUUUGGGGACUUUUCUCCGACUGACGUCCACAGGCAGUUUGCCAUCGUCUUCAAGACACCCAAGUAUCGGGACCAGAAUCUGCAGAAACCCAUCUCAGUGUUCGUGCAGCUCAAGAGGAAAUCAGACAAUGAGACAAGCGAGCCCAAGCCGUUCACUUACCACCCGCAGAUCAUAGAUAAGGAGGAGGUUCAGAGAAAGAGGCAGAAGACGCUGCCCAGUUUCCCAGACUACGGGGGCCCAGGGGGUGGAGCUGGGGGCAUGUACAGAGGAGCAGGAGGUGGUCCUACAACAGGAGGUGGCCACAGUGGAGCAGGAGGCGGAGGUCACUACUACCAGGGCUAUUCAAAUUUUAACAACUAUAACUCUGGCUACGGCUUCCCUCCCUCCAUGGGUGGGGGAGGCACCGGCAUCAAGCACGCUACUCAUGGCCCUGUGGAAGACACUGAUGAGGACAGUGACAGUGAUCUAGAUGAUGAUCCAGGCUCAGGGGGAAGGGUCAGAGUGCGUGUCCAGCCGCAAUCCACAGGAGCGAGGAGUGAGGAGGGUGAGGAUUUAGAGGAGCUCACGUCUGAUGAGACAGAAGCUGCAGACUGUGUUUUCGAUCUGCAGUUGGCCAAGGUGGCACACAGACAUGCCUGUGCUCUGUUUGACUAUGCAGUGAGCGGCGAUACUCGCAGGCUGCUGGUUCCACAGCGACCCCUAUUGGCCACUCAGGAUGAAAACGGAGACACGGGACUGCACUUGGGUGUGAUCCACAGUCAAACAGAUGCAGUGAAGAAUUUAGCCCAUGUUAUUUCGGCUGUUCCUGGAGAAGAUGCUCUUAACAUGAGGAAUGACUUGUAUCAGACACCUUUGCACCUGGCGGUGGUGACUCAGCAGAAAGAGGCGGCAGAGGCUUUGCUUGCGGCUGGAGCAGAUGUCACUCUGACUGAUCGCCAUGGCAACACAGCAUUGCACUUGGCAGCCAAGCUGAAAGAGGGAGAGAUGGUUCGAUUGCUUUUGCACCACAAAGCUGUGCUGCAGUUAACCAGCGUACCAAACACAGCAGGUCUGUGUCCACUGCACCUGGCCGUUCUGGCCAACAGUCUGAGCAGUGUUAGGGCGCUGCUGGAGGGUGGGGCGAGUGCGGAGGUUCAGGAGCGCACCUGCGGCCGCACGCCGCUUCACCUGGCGACCGAGCACGACAACGUGUCACUCGCAGGCUGCCUACUAUUGGAGGGUGAUGCUGAAGUGGACAGCGUCACCUAUAAUGGCUCCACCCCUCUUCAUAUCGCAGCAGGACGGGGCUCACUCAAGCUGAGCGCACUCCUCGUGGCCGCAGGUGCGGACCCUCAUAAAGAGAACUAUGAGCCACUGUUCUUCAGAGAUGAGGACUGCUGCGCCUUGGAUGAGGAAGAUCAGGAGGAUGAGGGCUACAUCCCUGGGACUACCCCAUUCAACAUGGCUGCAUCCCCAGAGGUUCGAGAAAUCUUAAAUGGUAAAGAGUACCAGCCCAGCACUGUCUUUGUACCACCACAAGGAGACAUGCGUAGUCUGAGUGCGGAAACGAAGCAAGCGCUGUGUCAGUGUCUGGAGGAGUCGCCGGGUGGGUGGGAGAGUCUGGCACACGCACUGGGACUCGGCAUCCUCACCAACGCUUUCCGCCUCAGCCCACGGCCCGCCUCCACGCUACUGGAUAGCUAUGAGGUUUCAGGUGGAACGGUUCGAGAACUCUUCGCAGGCUUGAAGAGUAUUGGCAACAGCGGCGCUGUCAGCAUACUGCAGGAGCACUAUGUGUGUGAGGAAAAUGACGACACAUCAGCCUCUGAUAGAGCAGCACUCUCCGAGGGUCAUCAGGGGCUGAAGCUGGCACCGUUGGAUGAGACUGGCAUGUGCGACAGUGGUGUAGAGACGUCCUUCCACAGGCCCAGCCUCAGCCUGGUCGACUCGCUCUGCGGACAGCUGGACCCACAGUUGGCUGCCGCUCUGGCCGAAGUUUGACCCCUCGACCUCUUCAGCAUGCAGAUAGCAGCAUGUACAGCAGUGCUGCCCUAACUGAAGCCUAACCGUCAACUUUGAACUCUGAAGUUUUAAUCCUUUGACUCCGGAGCCGCCCGCACACCUUUCACUGCUGACCUGACCAUCCCUGUGACAGAGACUGACAGAGACCGAUGCAAAAGCUCUGUAGCCAAGCCUAUAAUGGAGAUCAUGGGAGGCCAGUGCUCGUGGGCAAAGGAAUGCUUUAGUUUGUGGCUACAUAGAUUUUUUUUUCUCAUAUACUGUAUGUACAAAAGCAUCCAGACACCCUUUCUAAUGAGUGAAUUCAGCUCCUAGGCUGGCACAGCUUAUAUAAUCUCCAUAGAAAAGCAUUGACCAGACCUCACUAACACUCCUGUGGCUGAAUGCAGUUAUAUCACAGAUGUUCCAGCAUCUACUGUGUAGUCUUCCCAGAACAGUAAAGGCUAGAACUGCAGCAAAGGGAGACAAACUCCAUAUUAAUACCCUUGAUUUCAGAAGAAACACUGGUGUCUGUAAACUUUUGGACAUAUAGUGUAUAUGCAUAUGUCAACACGACACAGUUAUGUAAGAUUUUUAUUUAAUUGUAUUUGCUUGUAUUUUUUAUAUUCCAUGCGGUCGUGUUUUUAUGGAUUUUGAUUUUCGUAACGAUUAGACAUCAGUGGUGAUGUGACAUCACAGCUGUAAUAGUGUAUCUCUCGCCAUUCACAAAAGACAAGAUAAGCUGUAGUUGAUCUGAGCUGUCUUCUGAUCUUGGCAGAGCAACUUUCAGAAUUGCUGUUAAUCGGGGUGUAAAAUUCUUACCCUAACAGUUCAAUUCAUAAGGAUUCAGUGCAUAAUCGAACCUCAAAUUUCAUGAUUUGGACUGAUUUAUUUGGCAGGAAUCAUUUAUUUUUCAAAAUACACUGAAUGCACGAAUGUGACUGGAGGAGCUGUUUACACUGUAGUGGAAUAUAGAUGAUAAAUACAAUAAAUCAAGAUUUUUUGGGGGUUUUUAUGUUUGAAAAUUCCCCAGAAAAGACCACAUACUUUAUUGAUUGCGAUUGUAAGCAAAUAUAACCAGUUCUGACUUUUAAAAAUUGAUGUAUUCAGGCUGCUGAGGGAGAACCACCAUCUAAGUGUUGGCCCAGUUGUUGGGAGACCACGAGUUCGAUCCCUUGUGAUGCCACAGCCAUCCGCGGAUGGGAAACUAAGUGAGCGUAACUGACCGUCUUAAUUGAAAAACCUAAAGUUUAGCUUACCUUAGAUCAAGGGUGCUCAGUCCUUGUCCUGGAGAUCUACCACCCUGAAUACUUCAGAUCCAACACAGCUGCCUCAUAUAGUCACAAUCAAGGGCCUUGAUUACCUGGAUCAGGUGUGUUAGAUCAGGCUUGGUCUAAACUGUGCAGGGUGGUACAUCUCCAGGACCAGGAUUGUGCACCCCUGCCUUAGAGGCUGUUAAUAGCAUUGGCAUAAAGCUGUGAGUUUGGUCUUCAGAUUUGAAUCACUUACCUAAACGAGUGUGAACUUCAUGUCAGAGAGAUCGGAUUUGAGCAUCAGAUUUGAGGCUUAUAUUGUGAACGUAGCCUAAGAGAAGGCAUUUAGUGUUCUCCUCCAAGCGUGUCGAGCUCUUUAAUGAUGUUGCAUAAGCAGCUGCGAGGACACGUAGUAGCCUUCACCCUCCCAGGAUGGUGGCAUCAUGUGAUAAGGGUGGUUCUAGCUAGAAGAUGGCAUUGUCAAUGACUGGAUUGUCAUCUUCAAAUGCAUUUUUACACCCCUAUUAAUAAUCCUAGUCUCAGAUUUGACUCUGCACAGGUCUGGUUUGACACAGACGUUUACAGCCAUAACUAUAUCUUAGAGUCUUUUUGUGCAUGAAUGAGUGGUAAAGCCAGCAUCGUUUGGAGUUUGAUUAUUCAGGGUUUAAGUCAUGUUAAUUUUUUACGUGGUUUUAAAUGAAUCCUGCCUCAGGAAUGCUGCACUCCCAGAAUGCAUUUUGGAUGAGAAAUGCCUUGAUUUAGUUUUGCCUCAAUGAGUUACCAAAGCUUUGCAUCCGAAACCAAAUUACUCCCGAAUCUUGCGGUGUGAAAAAGAUUCCUUGGCAAUUUCUUACUUUGUUCUCGGAGCCUGUGGACCAAUGGGCUUAUUUUUUUAUUAUGUUAAAAAAAAAAAAAUGAAGUUAGCGGAAGCUUUUUAAGAAUAAGAAUACGUGAAAGCUAGCUUCACUGCAGUAGUGUUCAUCUCUUUCUGAGCUUUUCUCUUCUUCACUCUUGCGUCACACAGGUGUUUAUGGAUAGGGUGCUGAUUUUUAUUCUCUCAGUUAGUGGUGCUAACGAUGACCGGAAUUGUGGCGAUGGUGAUGACGACGACGACAACAUCAGUACUGAUGAAAAAGGCGAUUGUUUUUUUGUUGUUGCUUGUUGAGAGAAUCUGCUUACACACCAGAGUGUAUUUCAUAAGCUGUGAUCGAGCAUCGGUAGAGAAUCGGAGAAUCGAUUUCUCCACCUUCGUGGUUUUUGUUUGUUUGUUUGUUUUCCUUUGUAUUAAAAGAUUAAAAGGCGAAACGUUCAUAAGGUUAAGAAACUCAAUGGUUACGUGAAGACAGCAGGCUGGAAUCGCGAUUGUAUUUGCAUUAGGGUUAUAUUUACAGGACUGCAUCAUAUUGCAAUUAGAGAUGGCACGAUACCACUUUUACGAUACUGAUACCAGUAUUGAAACCUUGAGGAUAGACUGAUACCGAUACUGAUGGUCUUUUUUUUCAUCAAAAACUGCUAAGUAGGGUUAGACAAUAUGAUAUUUAUUGUUAUCAUGGUAAAUUACAUAAUGUAUCACAGUAUAUCAUGGAUUUCGGCUGUACUUGAACAAGAAUGGCCAACUAAAUAUUUGAUCGCAAAAAGAGCAGAAUUAGUCCUGUUUAGUUGGAUUUAGUGCAGAGACGCUGAAUCAAAAACAUUCUACAGAUAGCAAAUUUUAAAUAUGGCAAAUAUGGCAUUUUUUGGCUGUUCCAACUCAUCAAACCUCAGAAAAAAUUAAAUAUGGCAAUAUUGCAAUGCAUAUCUUGAAGUAUUGAAUUGCUGUAUGUGUUCCAUAUCACCAACAUCUACAGCUUUAAAACUAGUGAUGUUAAUUAAAGCACUUCACUUAAAAGAAUAGAUUGGCAAAAACAUUAACCAGUGUACACAGUUUUUGGCUUACGUCAGAUGGUAUUCGGUCAUGUUUGGCAUCCAAAUUUUGCUUCUUUAGUUUUAAACUGAAGAUACGAGGCUAACGUUGCUAACA